Syngnathus typhle (broad-nosed pipefish) is the source of this 2952-nucleotide messenger RNA. RefSeq names its product tubulin tyrosine ligase-like family, member 11 (gene ttll11). The transcript has 10 exons. Lineage: Eukaryota; Metazoa; Chordata; Actinopteri; Syngnathiformes; Syngnathidae. Bases 383 to 2476 code for a protein of 697 amino acids. The record is from RefSeq and is a predicted model, not a curated record. Gene Ontology annotation, cellular component: cilium. Gene Ontology annotation, molecular function: tubulin binding; tubulin-glutamic acid ligase activity. Gene Ontology annotation, biological process: protein polyglutamylation; microtubule cytoskeleton organization.
AACAGACGGCUCCUGGACUGGAAGCGGCUGCUGGGCGAUCAGCUGCACUGCUGCUGCUCCUCCUCAUAGUGGCGCGGUGUGGGCCGGAGCCAGGCCUCCACUGACGGAUUGAACCUUUCGGUACCCGUCCCGUUUAGUGUCAACAGCGGGUGUCACGUACGGAACUUGAUGCAUUUAAUGGUUAGCGCUAGCUAGCGUUGCUACAUAACCCGAGAUGUCUCGGUGGUCGGCACUUAGCUGAGCCCCCCCCCCCCCUUCCAAAAAAUUGAUUUGCAACCGCUCCGGAUCACACAGCUAUGCGGGAGACGUUACGGUCCGCUGGUGUCGGAUUACUGGACGUGUUGAUGGUACGGCUGCACCCGGCCCCGCAGCGUCGAGCAUCAUGAGCGACUGCCAUGGCGGUACGGUGCAGCGACUUGAUGUUGAUCAGUGCGGGGAAGAGGACGAAUGUUUGGUGCCACUCUCCCCGGUACUGCUCGAUGCUUCCGGGGUUCCCGUCAUCCCAGUACCCGCCCCAGAAUGCCGUACUCCGGGGACGGAAGAGAUGAAGAUCGGGGAGAAUCUCAACCACCGAGGGCGUGAGCAACAUCGGGUCACCGUCAGAGCCAUCGGGAAAGUGAUGGGGGACAAGUGGGAGGCAAACGGGAACUUUUCGACUGGCAUCCACGCCCAGGAGGAUGGAGACAAACACUGCAAGAAGAAGAAGCUGGUGACAGUGGACACUUCUAAAGCCAAAACCUCCCUGGAGGGAGUCAAGAUCAGCAUCAGGAUGCUCAAGUGGAAGGAGAUUCCCAGCGGAAGACGAGCUCCAUGCGACAUCUACUGGCACGGCGUCUCCUUCCACGACAGUGACAACAUCUCGUCGGGCCAGGUGAACAAGUUCCCAGGAAUGCUGGAAAUGUCACGCAAGAUCAACCUGAGUCGAGCCGUGCGCAUUAUGGAGGAGCUCUUCCCCGUGGAGUACGACUUCUACCCGCGCUCCUGGAUCCUGCCCGACGAGUACCAGCAGUUCUCCGCGCAGCUUCGCAUGGUGAAGGAGUGCGACGACACCUUCAACCCCACCUUCAUCGUCAAACCCGACAACGGCUCUCAGGGCGAAGGCAUCUACCUCAUCCGCGACCCGGCUGAGCUGAAGCCGGCGCCGGCCAUAGCGGCGGGCGCACAGGCCCGGCAGGCCGUGGUGCAGGAGUACAUCGGCAAGCCGCUGCUGGUGGACAAGCUCAAGUUCGACAUCCGCCUCUACGUGCUGCUCAAGUCGCUGGAGCCGCUGGAGAUUUACAUCGCCAAGGAGGGCCUGACGCGCUUCUGCACGGAGCCCUACCAGGAGCCGAGCCAGAAGAACCUGGGCCAGGUCUUCAUGCACCUGACCAACUACUCGCUCAACGUGCACAGCGGCAACUUUGUGCACUCGGAAAGCCAGAGCACGGGCAGCAAGCGCACGCUGAGCAGCGUGCUACGGCGGCUGGCCGCCAAGGGCGUGGACGUCAAGAGGGUCUGGUCGGACAUCAUCGCCCUGGUCAUCAAGACCGUCGUCGCCGUGGUGCCUCAGCUCAAAGUUUACCACCAGGCCGACAUCCCGCCCGGGAAACCCGGGCCCUCCUGCUUCCAGAUUUUAGGUUUCGAUAUCCUCCUGAUGAAGAACCUGAAGCCCAUCCUUCUGGAGGUCAACGCCAACCCCAGCAUGCGCAUCGAGCACGAGCAGGAGGUGUCGCCGGGAGUGUUCGAAUGCGUUCCCAGUCCGGUGGACGAGGAGGUCAAAGUGGCCGUCAUCAGGGACACGCUGCGCCUGGUGGACCCCCGACUCAAGAGAGCGUCCUCAUGCCAGCGGCGGUCAGCGGGCGGGGAGGAGGCGGCGGGCGACGGCCAAGUCAGGAAGCAUCCCGACGGCGUGCCGUCGCCGUGCCUGAAGCAGGUCUACCCCAAGUACAGCCGGCAGUUCAACUACCUGCGCCUGGUGGAGCGCAUCGCCGCCCUCUUUGUCCGCUUCCUUGGUGUCAAAGGGAACAUGCGCCUCGGACCCACCGCCUUCAGAACCUUCAUCAGGAACUGCAAACUAAGUAGCAGCAACUUCACCAUGGCAUCGGUUGACAUCCUCUACAUCGACAUCGCGCGGCGCUGGUCCGGAUCUUUGCCCGACUCUCGGGAAGCAGGCAUGGGCUUGCCGGCUUUUGUGGAGGCCUUCUUGUAUCUGGCGGCCCGCAGGUUCAAGACGCAGACACCUCGACAGCAAGCGGCGUCCCUCCUGGAUCUGUGCGAGGCCCAGCUGGAGUCGCCGACGUCUGGCCCCGAAGAGCGCCGCUCGUUGAGUUGCGGUCGGGCGGCGUCCCGUGGCGGUGCGGGGGCGCCCAAGCCCCACCUCCAGCAACCCGGGCAGGCCCCGCCCUCACCCGCGGCCGCGCCUCCGGCACGCCGAGCCUCAAGCCAGGACUGCCGCAGAGCCAAGGGUCGCUCGCGAGAGGCACGCGUGGAAAACUGACGUUGCUCGCCAUUGUCUUUGCCCGGGGGCAGCUUACCGUUAAGAAUAUUAUUUCUCUAUUUUUUCAUUGAGUUUAUGAACUAAUUUUUGAAUUGGUGUAAAUACAAAGAAUGCAAUGAACAUUUAACGUUUUUGAAUUUGUGUUAGGAGGCGAAACUGGCUGCAGCCAUUUGACAACUGCUAGAAAAAAGGACGUACGUCCGAAAGCCAAAUGUGGCCCUCGAGCGCUCUCUAAUACCUCUGAUUUUGCACAAAGACACAUUUGCACACAAAUGUAUGCAUGCGUCGAUAAAAAUAAAAACAAAAAAAAAAAUGGUGGGAAAAAUAUUGCACAGUAGAUAGAGCUUAACGAGCUGACUUUUUAUUUGAAUGCCAAGACAAGUGGGCAGCUGUAGGAUUUGUUUGUAGUGGAAAUGAAGUAGAUACCACUAACAGAGAAUAAACUUUGACCAAAUAAACAUUUGUAUGCACGGCAA